UGAAAACACGCCUUCACACAACACGCCAUCAAAAGGAUCGGAAGCAGCUGCAGCUGCAUCAAGCAAGGAUCUUUCGGUUGUAUUCUCGCAUCGGAGUCGAUGCUUUCACGGAACCCGUUAGAUUUUUUGCACUUUCCCACUCUUUUCGUCGUUGCCUCAACAUUGUGUUGUCACUACAAAACAGUCCCUACUGGAAAAUAAAAGCAGUCUUAGCAUUCUCACAAUAACUUUUUUGAGCAACGAUGAUGUCUAAAAUCCUACUUUUUUCUGCCCUGUUGGCAUCCCAAACAAAUGCUUUUGUUGUGGCUCCACAGCACUCGAGCCGACCUUUAUUGAUUCGAGGAGAAACCCGCCAAAAUGCUGCCACAGAAGUGUCCCAAGAUACCCCAGCUACUUUGCCAGCGUUUGAAAACAAGGAGGCCUAUAUGGAGUACAUGGAGGGUGUGUCUGCACUUCCCAAGGGCUUUGCAACAGGCACUGCCAAGGGUACUUUUAUCUCUGUGGAAGCUCCCGCAAUGGGUGCCCUGCCCAUUAAGGGAACCGUUAUUCACCUGACAGAAGAAGCAACAGAGAAUUGGGCUGCUGUUUUUACCAGCAAUAAAUUUCCUGGAGCACCUGUGAUUGUUGGUCGCCAACGUCUGGCAGAUGGUGGUCCCCUUCACGCGUUGGUCAUUAAUAACAAGGUGUCAAAUGUUUGCUCGGGUGGCGAUGGUGUUGGGGAUUCUGAAAUGGUUUGUAAAGCUGUGGCAGAUGCCCUUCAAUUGGAGGGUGGUGCCAAGACUGUGUUACCAUCAAGCACUGGAGUCAUUGGUUGGAGAUUGCCUGCUGAAGCCUUGUCCAAUGAAGUCGUUCCAGCUGCCGUUAAAAAUAUGGAUUCUGUGUCUGGAUUGGAUGCUGCUGCAGCCAUUAUGACCACAGACCGAUGGCCCAAGUUGCGCAGUAAAACUUUGUCCAAUGGCGCCCGCCUUGUUGGAAUUGCCAAGGGCGCUGGAAUGAUUGAACCCAACAUGGCCACUAUGCUGUCCUAUCUCAUGACAGAUGCCACCAUUCCGAAGGCAAAAAUGCAGGCCAUGUUGAGCAAAGUCACCAACCAGUCCUACAAUUCCAUUAGCGUUGACGGUGAUGAAUCUACCAGUGAUACUGUUGUCAUGGUUGGAUCAAACCAGGUGGACAACACAGAUGAAGCAGAAUUUGAAGCAGCAUUGUUGGAAAUCUGUCAAGGACUGGCAGCUGACAUUGUGCGCAAUGGAGAAGGAACAGGACAUGUCAUGCGCGUUGAGAUUUCCAACUUUCCAGGAUCUGAAUUGGAAGCCCGUCGCCUGGGCAGACACAUUGUCAAUUCCCCCCUCUUUAAAUGUGCCGUGUCAGGCAAUGACCCCAACACUGGCCGUUUGGCUGGUGCUAUUGGAUCCUUCAUGGGCAAGUACAAGACAGAUGGUGCUGUGGACAAGAUGACUCUGACAUUGGGUGGUCGUGUCAUCUUUGACAAUGGAAAGUUUGUGCUGGAAGGAGAUUCAGUUGAGAAGGAAUUGAGCGACCACAUGGCUGAUGCCCAGUACAAUGAACAUUCUGAUUACCCUCCACACCAAAAGUGUGUCGAAAUUGGGGUCGAUUUUGGAGCUGGAACUGGUGAUGCCUCUGCCACAGUCUUGGGCAGCGACUUGACUGGUGAGUAUGUGGUUGUCAAUGCAGACUACAGGAGUUAGAAAAAAAGUAAGCGUAACGUCUAGCUAGCUCGAUGUUUUAGAGAUCAGACCUCCACUGCAU
This is a messenger RNA of Seminavis robusta, 1767 nucleotides long. The record is from the annotation of a GenBank genome assembly. Lineage: Eukaryota; Bacillariophyta; Bacillariophyceae; Naviculales; Naviculaceae.